Branchiostoma floridae (Florida lancelet) is the source of this 12973-nucleotide messenger RNA. RefSeq names its product titin-like. NCBI's taxonomy places the organism in Eukaryota, Metazoa, Chordata, Leptocardii, Amphioxiformes, Branchiostomatidae. The record is from RefSeq and is a predicted model, not a curated record. The transcript has 11 exons. Gene Ontology annotation, cellular component: cytoplasm. Gene Ontology annotation, molecular function: glycosyltransferase activity. Bases 127 to 9837 code for a protein of 3236 amino acids.
CCCUUUAUUAUAAGGUCCGCCCAGGUCGGAAACACGUACUGUCUGUUCAACGUCUCGUCCAUGGUGAUGUCUUUGUGUGUUUAAUAAGAGGUCCUUUUUGUCGUGUAUUUGGUCUGUAUUGUCACAAUGAUUCGCCAGAACAGAGGGAGUAAGAAGUAUCGCUAUGUGGUGAAAGACUCGGAGAAUCAAGGGAGGGAUGCAGGUAGGACGGACGGGACAGGACGGGGUGUCAGGUCCGCUGUCAGCGGCCAGAGGUACGGCACAACUGCGACGCACACGACUCGCUAUGGAUCCGGGGUGUCAGCGACGUCCUACGAGCUUCCACAGAGGAGUCCCGUGUCUGGUACCGUACCGCGGGACAUACGGUACACGGGAGGACGUGGCGCUGCUGCCGGUGGCCUCCCUGGAGCUUCCUCGGUCCCCUCCAUGACAGGAUCGUGGAGAGAUAAACAACAUGGCGUACUGGGGAGGGGGCGGUCACCAGCAACUGGCAUGGCCAGCGGGCAAGGACAUUACAGACUCACAACAACAACUGGAUUAGAUGUGUUUACCACAGCGACAGGCCGGUCUGGAUACCAACCAAGUAGACGUACAGCCUCUCCAAUGAGGACCCCGGCUGACAGCAGGAGAGGUGCCCCACAGGGUGACAGAAUGGAAGGAGACUUCCUUCUUGUUCAGGGGGAGAUGGAAGAAAUGAAGCGGGGAAGAUAUGGAAAUUUCAUCAGGUCUUCUACUCCGGCACACAGAGUUGGCACACCGGAGCAAAAAUACACAACCUCUGCUUAUUCCACCUCGCAUACACCAGGAGUACUGAAGAGAAAAGCAACAGAUGUCCCUCCACAGACCGUUCGUGCUACUGGUAUAACGCGAUCUGGAUUUUCAACUCAACCUGCCGAUGUAGCUCGUGCUACGUUGGACGACAGGCCUAAGGGUUUUCUCUCAGCUCAAGGGCCGCUUGGAACGACAACAAGCAUGACCGAAAGUAUCAGUGAAGGAUAUGUUUUUGUUCCAAGGGUAUCGGAUCAGGAGAGCCAAGCGGAAGUAAGUUCAAGUAUAGAUGACAAGGUGGACGUUGGUGCUAAGGUCAAAGACAAACCUACUAAAGAAGAAGAUGAUAUACAUGACAGAGAUAUUGCUGGUGCUGAGGCCGAAGACAAAACUAGUAAAAAAGACGAUGACGAAGAUGGCAGAGAUAUCGUUGGUGCUAAGGACGAAGGAAAACCUACCCAAACAGAAGAAAUAGGAGAUGACAGAGUUGGCAUUGGAGCCAAGAUCGAAGACAAACCUACUGAAGUAGAAGAAACAAAAGACCCCAGUAGCCCUCAUAAAAGGAGCUGGGACGAAGCCAUUGGGACCGAGGACACUGUUGAAAAGGAAACCCUAGAACCACAGACUCAAGAAGAAAAUAAAGAUAACAGAGAUGUCGUUGAUACUAAAGAAGAAGACAAACCUACCAAAGAAGAAGAAAGUACGGAUGACAGAGAUGUCGUUCUUGCUCAAGACAAACCUUCUGAAGAGGAAGAAACUAAAGAUGACAAAGUUGACGCUGGUGCUAAGGACGAAGACAAACCUAUUGAAGAAGAACAAAGUAAGGACCCAAGCAGUCCUCAUGAAAGAACCUGGGAUGAGGCCAUUGGAACCGGAGACGCUGUUCAAGAGGGAUUACCAGAACCGAAGACUGAAGAAGUCAGCGUAGUUCCAGACGUAAUUCCAUCACAGGCGAAGGCCACCCUCGUCACGCCCCCACCUCCUCAGUCCAAGGUCAAGAUCCGUCGAGCGUCUUCAGAAGAGGCACCAAUGCAUACAGAACUUCCUCCAACAGAAGAGGUGGAGAGCCAAGUCGAACCACCAAAGUCACUGAUAACUAAAGACGUCCUCAAAAGGAAUCAGCAUCAGACCAGAGCCCUGGAGACCGAGGGGGAAGAGGAGACGUGCCAGGCUAUAAGUCCGGUGCCAGAGAAGCCAUCGAUGCCCGAAGAUGAUGUGCAAGUCAAACCAAAAACAAGCAUGGUCCCUGUACUUCAUCCUCCUGAUGUUACAGCUAUUACAACCCCGUCUUCAGGAACAGACUCACCACUACCAACUACAGUCUCCUACCAACAAGAAGAAACCAUUGUAGGACAACAAGCUCAAGUUCACUCCCAAGAUACAAAAGUCACGGCUACGCUUCCUUCGGGCCCACAACCUACCAUGUCUUUUAUAGAAGGAGGAGACGAAGAACUGGUUGAAGAAACUGUCCAGCUCUUUCCUUCAAAAGCUAAGGCGAUAGUUGUCCCCGAGGAUCCCUCCCCCACGAAGGUGAAGGUCACAAGGAAAAGUUCACUGGAAUCAAAACCACUACCAGAGUUUCAAACGGUCGAUAAGUUGGAACGCGAGGUGAAACCACCAGAGCCUUUAAUCAAAACCGACCCUUUGCUAAAGAACCAACAGCAGGUGAGGGUUGGGACUACAGGUGAAGAAGAGGAGACACUUCAGACGUUUGGACCGACCGGAGAGAAACCAGACAGACCGGCGGACGAGGUGCCGUCUAGAGCCCGGGCGAGCCUGGUGGCACCCCCGUCCUGUCCCGAAGUGACGGCCUCGGUCACACCUUCUGCCGGAGAGGGCCAGGAACCAAGUCCACUCGGUGAUGUCAAACAAAUAGGAGAACAACGGUCAAAUGAAGGGGUUGCUCAACCGCCGGUGUUGCCACCAACCGGAGGGCCUCCUACUGGGGACAUCACAGCGGGGAAACAUGGAUCUACUCUUCCGUACCCCUCCUCGGACCAGCCUACCAUGCCUACUGUACCACAACCACCCCAUGUAGGCGUACAGCUACCCCCUCCUCCCGAAGGUCUGAUCUCCUCCCCCUGGCAGUACAACGCGGGGGUCAGCCAGCCUGUGCACGACCCGUCAUAUCCUCCCGGAGCGCCCUGUGCUCCUCACUUGCCUGGUCAGGCGUCCAAUGCCCCGUUCUCGUCUGGUCCAGUGCCCGAUGUCGCUUACCCUCGUAGAAUGGUACCCGAUGCCCCUUACCCGUCUGGACCAGCACCAGAUGCCCCUUACCCACCUGGUCUGGCUUUCCAUGAUCCUUAUCCGCCUGGUUUGGCACCUUCCUCGUCUGGUCCCGUGCCCAAUGCCCCUUACCCGCCUGGACCGGCACUCGAUGCCCCUUACCCACCUGGUCCGGCGCCCAAUGCCCCUUACCCGCCUGGACCGGUUCCUGAUGCCCCUUACCCGUCUGGACCGACGUCCGAUGCCCCUUAUCCACCUGGACCGGCAUCCGAUGCCCCUUAUCCGUCUGGACCGUCGUCUGAUGCCCCUUAUCCGCCUGGACCGUCGUCUGAUCCCCCUUACCCACCUGGACCGGUUCCCGAUGCCCCCUACCCGUUUGGACCGGUGCCCAAUGCCCCUUACCCGCCUGCUUCAGUGCCCGAUGCCCCUUAUCCGCCUGGACCGUCGUCCGAUGCCCCUUGUCAGUCUGGUCCAGCACCGUAUCCCCCAACUUCCACCCCCUCCCCAUCUCCCUUCUACACUCCCCCGGGGGCCGCGUUUCCCUACCCGGGCCAUCCUCCGCAAGGAGUGAGCAGCGGUCAAGAACAGGCUUCUCCCGGCUCGCCAUACCCACCUCCACAUCCAGCAUAUCCACCGAGACAUGAUCCAGUAUUUCCACCACAGCUCCCACAAGGUCCUUACCCUCCUUACCCACCCGUUCAGUCAGCGUAUCCUCCACAACCGUAUCCACCGGCGGGUGACAUGGGCUACCCUCCACCACAGCCCGCAACACAACAUCCUGGACAACCAGCGCAAACGUUUCAAACUGGUCCUGAAAAUAUCUCCGGGGAAGCCCAACCAGACGCUGUGCUCCCUCCGGCUCCUCUACCACCACGUCCUCCCAUUGGUCUUGAUCUGGUUUCAUCCUCUGUGCCAUCUGGAGGACAGCAACCCACUCAGAACGACCUAGCGAUCCGUGAAACAGACAUCCUCUCACCACCGUAUGUAUCAGACCAAAGGCAGCCAUUCGAAGGAAAUGUUCCAGAGUCCAGAGAAUCUACAGAUGAAGUAGAAAAACCGGACGACCGACUGUCAUCUGAAAAGUUAGAGAAACGAAGAGUCAGCUUUGAGACCCAGAACUCGAAAGAUAUCCAACAUUCGGCGCUCAUGUCACCUCAUGACGUAGGAAAACCGGACGGCCGACUGUCAUCUGACAAGUUAGAGAAACGAAGAGUCAGCUUUGAGACCCAGAAGUCGAAAGAUAUCCAACAUUCGGCGCCCAUGUCACCGCCGGAUAAGGCCGUGCUUCCAUGGAGGCCAAUCGAGGAGAAAAUCUCGCCUAGACCGGGCUCAAUACCCAUUCCACUGCCCUGGUCCCCCACACCAUCACCUGAGAAACAGAAAGCGUUCGACUUUGGAGGAGCCCCGAAUGUGCCAAGUGAAUCCGAACAGAUCCCCGCAGAAUUGUCAGAGCACAAAUCUGAAAUUCCCGGACAGCUAGGCCUUUCAAAGGCAGAGGAAGAAUACCAGAGCGGAGAAGUUCCUUCAGGCUUUGACGCCUCCCCUGGCAAAGAAAGGGCACCGGAAUCUAACGUAAAAGAUGACGCGGCGCCGAUGUCACCUCCUGACAAGGCUGUCCUGCCAUGGAGACCAAUUGAGGAGAUCAUCUCGCCAAGACCAGGAUCUAUCGCGAUUCCCUUGCCCUGGACUCCCACACCAUCCCCUGAGAAACAACAGGCGUUUGACUUCGGGGGCGCGUCGAGAAGACACGUAACGGUUCAAGAAGAGACAGUAGAAGAGGAAUGUGACCAAGGCCAGACUAAACAACCAACAACAACCCUAAUAUCUGAUACCGAAAGCGGUACCUUACGCACUUCCUAUACGUUUUCAGACCAGGACAAACCCACCGAACCCGAAAUCACCACAUCAGAAGAGGCACAGGACCAGUCAAUACCCAUGUCACCUUCAGACAAGGGCGUAACACCUACAGAGGAUACGGUAGAACAGGGAAGUGAUCAUCGAAAGAGACUACCAGCAACAAGCUCUGAACAAGCCCCAACAGAGGAGACACAGGGUCGGCUUGAUAAAUCUGAACAAUCAGAAUUCCUAGAGGCGGAUGAAGAGUACGACUAUGGAGCUGUUCCGCUUGGAUAUGGAUCCCAUGACAAGGAUAAAGCACCACAAUCCAGGAUCCCAACUUCAAAAGUUGGGCACAAGCCACAAGAGAAAGAAGAUACAGCCAAAGAUAACACAUCACAGAGACCUGAAGAACUACAACAUUCGGCACCAAUGUCACCACCAGAUAAGGCCGUGCUUCCAUGGAGGCCAAUCGAGGAGAUCAUCUCGCCUAGACAAGGCUCAAUACCCAUUCCGUUGCCCUGGACCCCCACACCAUCACCCGAGAUACAGCAGGCCUUCGACUUCGGACGAGCCCCGAGAAGAGACGUUACAGCCGCUGAAGUAACUGAACAGGAUAGGGAUAUUCAGACGAAACAACCCUCCAAAACGUCGACUUCGCAAACACUCUCGGACCAGAUUGUACCAAGUGAAUCAGAACAGAUCCCCACAGAGGUGUCAGAGGACCAAUCUAAAAUAUCAGGACAACCUGGCUUUACGGAGUUCCAGAGUGGAGUAGUUCCUUCAGGCUAUGACAUCUCCCCUAGCAAGGAAAGGGCUUCGGAAUCCAAAGUAAAAGAUGACACAUCACAGAGUACGGAACAGGACAACAGGGUUCCAUCUUCACCUGAGGUCGAGCCUUUAAGUCCGACAAAGCCGACAAAAAUAGGUUCUAAAGAACAACAUACGGUGCCAACGUCACCACCAAACAAGGCCGUUCUGCCAUGGGAGCCACUCGAAAACAUCCUUUCCCCCAGACCAGGUUCAAUAGCGAUUCCUCUGCCCUGGACCCCCACAGAACCGCAUGAGGGACAAAGGCUGUUCGAGUUUGGGGGAGCAACGAGGAGGCACGUAUCAGCUACAGAAGGGGUAGUGGAGGAGGACGGCGAUCGUUGGACGAAAUUACCGAUAGAAACAAUGGUCUCUGAUACCAAAACAGGUGCCUUAUGUACUGAGUACACGCUUACAGACCAGGAUGUGCCAACUGAGUCUGAACAGAUGUCAACAGAGGCAAUAGAGGAUAAGUCUACAACACCAGGACAACCAGAACUCGUGAAGGCAGAGGACGAAUACCAAUGUGGAGUUGUUCCGUCAGGUUAUGACACAGAUGAGAAGCUACAAGAAGCACAAAGUGCUGCGACAGAUGUCACACCCAAAACUAUGGAACCGGACCUGGACGACCCGUCGUCACCCGAAGUCGAGCCGCUAAGCCCGUAUAAACCGGUAAGGCCGACGCACAAGCCGGUGACCAAGGUGACAGAGAAGUCUCCCCAGACUAAAUUCUUUCCACGGAAGAGCGACAGUUCCUCCGAGAGCUCGAGGCUAUCCUCUUCCGAAAUCGAGCCGGUCACCCCGGAAAGUCCAACGUCCCCACCGUACAAAGCCGUGGUUGUCUGGAGGUCGCGGGAAGAGAUCCUGUCCCCGCGGAUCAGCUCUGUUGUCAUCCCGCUCCCGUGGUCUCCACUGCCGCAGUCCCCAACAAGGAGCCGUCAGUUGAACAGGCAAAAAGCCACGAAGAGAGAACAGGGCUUGGUUGAAGGAACAACGAUAUUUGAAGAAGACCCGGGUAUGACAAAGCUUGUAAACGUCGUGGAUAUUCCAGCACGAGAGGAAGUCGCUCUUUCCACUGCCUUUGUUCCUUCUCAACCUCCAGACCAUGGAGAUGUUGAUAACGAGUUGAACAGGCAAAGGGCGGCCGCAGGGGAACCAGGCUGGGUUGAAGAAGCCACAUCAUUUGAAGCAGACCCGAGUAUGACAAAGGUUGCUAAUGUUGCUGAUGUCUCUCCACACGAAGAUGUUGCUCUUGCCGCUGCGUUUGUGUCAUCUCAACCACCUCAACAAAGAGAUGGUGACAACGAAGGGGAUGUAUUCUACGAUGCACCUGACACUGCAUCAUCGGAGCAGCCAGUGAAACAGAAGCCCGCACGACAGUCGAAGAUCCCCACAUUUCAAUCAAAGAGUCCUCCUCAUUCAGCAAAGCCAGAUGAAGGUUUGACUGAGCAACAAAGUCCCGAUCAACCACAGCCAGAACAUUCAACGGGUCCCUUCCAACAGUCUCCUAGUCCGUCAAAGAUUCCCAUAGGUCCAAGUACACUGCCCACUUCUCCAAGGAAGAGGGUAGACAGCCCGCCUCCACCGCCUAACACACCGAAGAGUCCGAUAAGAAAGUCGACAAGCCCAUCAAAAAUGCCCAGCGCAGCAAAGCCAUCGGGUAUUCCAACACUGAAAACACCGUUGAAAGAUUACGGAAGUCCUCUAAGGGCCUCAUCUCCUACAGACAACGAGAAAGAUGCUACUGAAGUAUCAGAAGACGUUCCCCAAACCGAGAAGGAUGAAAGAGAACCUGGAAAUGAGAAGGAAGGACAAGAUGUGGAGAUGGUGAAGGAUGAGGAAGUUCAUGGUGUAGCAAAUCUGCAAAAGCCAGACCAGCUGAGAGACAACCAAGGAGAUCCUGAUUCAGUGGACGACCAGACGAAGGAGUCAGAGGAUGAAAGGCAAGGAUACGAAAUACCAGAGGAUCUAGAGCGGAUAGACGAAGAGGACGAGUCGUCCAGAAGCGAAAGGGGUUACUAUGGAGACGAUGAUGCUGAGAGUGACAUGUCAGAGGGUAAAGGUUGGAGGGGGAGAGUCCUGACAAAACGCAGCAGCAAGGAAGACCUACUCACAACAGAAGAAGAAUCCGAGGAAGAUGUCAAGGCGGCCAGUCAAAGGAGGCUUCCACCCAAAACCCUUGCUCUGGAUACUUCCAGUACGCCAACUAGGUGGCCAACAUGGCCAUCUCCUAUGUCACCAGCGGACAAAGCGUUGUUACUAUGGAAACCGAGAGAAGACAUUCUUUCCCCGAAGCCGGGAUCCAUCGUCAUCCCGUUGCCAUGGAGCCCCACCCGGAGACCCCCCACCCCAAUGACUCCCAAAAGCCGGAAAAGGUUCCAUCCUCCCCUCAGACAACUGCAGAAGGUCCUGAAGGAGAACACCCUGGAUGUGGGACCUCUGCCCGCCUGGUCAUACCUGGGCGUCUCGGUCAUCCCCGUCACAACUAGCUGCAUUGUCACAGGAUUCGUGUUGUCGGAAGACUCCCGGCGCAGUGAGGACCCUUCCCCUGUGGAGGUACAGGUGCACGAGGUAUCGGCCCACACGGAGGACGACAGCUGGGUCAUGGUGGAGGAAAGCGAUGACGACAUGGCAGAGCUUGGUGCCGCGGGAUACACAGACCGUGAGCAAGAUAAAGAAGCGUUUGUGACGUUGGUGACCAAUGACAGCUACUCGUUUGGUGCGCUGGUGCUGGGCCAGUCCCUCAGAGCCGUGCACACCACCCGGAAACUGGCCAUACUGGUGACUCCGCUGGUCUCUGACAGUAUCAGGGAACAGCUGGGUAAGGUGUAUGAUGAUGUACAUGUGGUGGAUGUAGUGGACAGUGGAGACACGGAGAAACUGGCGCUCCUGUCCAGGCCUGAACUGGGCAUCACCUUCACCAAACUGCACUGCUGGAGACUCACCAACUACACUAAGGCAGUCUUCCUGGAUGCUGACACAUUGGUACUGAGGAAUGUUGACGACCUGUUUGACAAGGAGGAGUUGUCAGCCGUGCCUGAUAUCGGCUGGCCGGACUGUUUCAACUCCGGAGUGUUUGUGUUCCGUCCGUCAGAGGACACCUACCAGGCACUGCUGCAGUGUGCCACUACAACAGGCAGCUUUGAUGGGGGAGACCAGGGCCUGUUGAACACCUUCUUCAGUGACUGGGGAACUAAAGACAUCUCUCGUCACCUGUCUUUCCUGUACAACAUGACAUCUACUAUACACUACUCCUACCUACCUGCCUUUAAUAGAUUUGGAGGUGAGGUGAAAAUAGUCCAUUUCAUCGGCCCCAUCAAGCCGUGGCACCACCAGUACAACACAAGUUCGGGCACGGUGAAGCCCCACCCUAACCAGGACUCCUCCCUCCCCCUGCACCACAUGGACUUUCUCCAGGCCUGGUGGGAUGUCUUCAUGAACAGGGUCAAACCAUUGCUGGAGGGGCAGGGACAGAUCCUCUCUGGUGACCAUGCGGAUGAUACCCAGGAUAGAGUCCCGGAUAGGAUUCCGCUGCCACAAAGUCCACGCUUUCCUCCAUGGCAUCCGCCAACCCCUCCCACAGAACAUUUCACACCAGUGCAUGAUGGGAAUGAGGACACGGAUAGGAACUUUGACCCCCCUCACGUGCCUCACUGGCAGCACGAACCACACGAUAGCCCAGAUUCUGAAGUAGAGGAUGAUGGGAUAGAAGAGCCAGAGCACCAUGGGGAUGAAUUUGAGGAGGAUCAUGGGAUAGAAGAGCCAGAGGAUCAUGGGAUAGAAGAGCCAGAGGAUCAUGGGAUAGAAGAGCCAGAGGAUCAUGGGAUAGAAGAGCCAGAGGAUCAUGGGAAUGAUUUUAAAGAGGAUCAUGAGAUAAACGAGCCCGAGCACCAUGGGAAUGAAUUUGAGGAUCCGUCCCAGUCUGAGUGUUUAUCCCUAGAGGGAGAUGAGAGUACAGAGUCUGAGUCGACGUUAUGUGAAACACCUGUAGACACGUCCGGAGUGUCUUCCCUCGGGGACAAUGCUGAGGACAUUACCAGCCAGUUGGCCCAGCUACAAGUGCAGAGCGUGGAAAGGCCCGCGUACGUGUCGUCAGAGGACCACCGACGGGCCUGGGAGCGAGGGGAGAUUGAUUUCACUGGUUUGGACCGCUUUGAGAACAUCCAGAAGAAACUUGACGCUCAGAUGAAGACUUAGGUUUAUAUUUCUAUGACAGAAUGUUCCCACUGCAACAGCAUAAGUAUAUAGUUGAAAGGAAACAAACUCCCCUGAAAUUGCAAUAUUGUAACCAAAAUGUUUUGUAAACAAUUCUACUAAGACAAAUUAAGUGAUGUUGGAGAAAAUUGCCCAACGUUUAUUCUUGAAAUUAUCAUAUUAUUGUACUUCCUGAAAAGAAACCUUUGUCUACAUCUAAGCGCAGCAUUAGACUGAUCCCAGCUGUCAAUCAAAGUUAGUAGUUCAGCCAAUAAGAGAGUGGCUGUACUAUUUGUUAUGCAUCCGUGUGUACAUUUCAUCUGAAAUGGGCUAUGGGUCUAUAUAGGGGGCUUCCCUACAAUCGUUAUGACGUUUUAAGAUUUUACCUUCCAAACAACUGGUCCUGAAGGCAAAAGAGCUUCCUUAUUACUAAAAUUCCCUGGCAGGCUUUAUUUUCAUAUGUUAUUCUAAUCUGACUCUGUCUACUGUCACUGGCAUUAUUAUUCUAUGAGAAUAGGAACAAUUUCUUGUCACACUCUCAUGAACAAAUGUCCUCAGUCUUGGGCAUCCUUGCUCAAUACUUGCAAAGAAACAGACAACUUGAGAAUUAUCCAAUAGGGUAACCAUGGCAUAUUAUGUGUAAUGGGUUAAGAAUGGUGUUGCAAGCUGAUUACCAUCCAAACAUUCAUAGUACCAAUAGUCUCAACACUCAGGUUUUUCUUUCCUACACAACUUUGCAGAGAAUAUUUCAGCCCACACUCAACAUCAGGGCUUUUAUACUGUACUGUCUUUUGCAUGAUACUGAAGUGAUGAUCCAAUGGUGCUCAAUAGAUAGCCUAAAUGUUACACAUUUAAGUACAACAAGGCAAGCAGUGAUGGCAGAUUAGAAAAACAGCACUGAAAAUGUAUGGCAAUACUGCAUUAUUUGUGUAUUCUGAAUUACAUACAAGCUGAAAACAAUACCGCACUUCUUGGGGUAAAGUAGUGAACAUUUUGCCAUCAAUAAUUAAAAUGACUAGUGCUACAUUUAGUGUCUCACAAUCCUCAUUUUGUGCAUGUAUAAUUAUCAGUAUUGUUGACUCAAUAUUUUAGUAACCCCAUAUAUAGUGUGUAAAUGUACAAAUGAAACAACUGGCCAGUAUUACUACUUCUCCUACAAUAUAUAUUCUGUGUAGCUUCUUAAUAUCAAUUCUUCCAUUGCUGCCCUGAGAAAGUGUUUGUACAAGAAGAAGAAAAACACUCAGAGCCCACGUCCAAGAGGAAAAAUGAAACACUUGAAAUAUGCCUAGUAUGAAUAUUUUUGUACAUCUUCCCUGUCCUUUGUUGACAAAUUAACAUCAUGAUGUAUAUUAUAAGAUCAGAAUUAAAUUCUUAUGAAUUUCAUAGGGGAAGAUAUUGGCAAUUCCAUACAUCUACUGUAUUAUAUUUUUUCUGCCUUUAGGCAUAAGUUCUAUUCAUACAAUACUCUUUUGUCAACUGAAAUGAGAAUGAUAAACCAAUAAUUGAUUUUGCUCUAUUUGAGAAGCAAGAAACAUAGAACUUAAAGAAAAUGUUUAUACUUUAAACUCUUGAUGAAGAGGAUGUCACAACUGAAGAAGAUAAGAAAACGGAAGAAGUAAACGUAAUUACGUAAGAAAACACACCAAACUGACUAAUUUGAGAAAUUCAAUAUAAAUGAACAAUAAGAUAUGAUUAUCUUUAAGAGCCAUCACAUUAAUCUCUUUAGUUGGUGGAUUUGUCAGUGGAGGUUUAUCAAUAUUGAUAAAUAGGUAGGCUAUGGCUUUUCUGAAAGUGAUGAUUUUUAUGUAUAUUCUUAUGCUGUCAUAAUAUAUGUAUAAUCCAUAAUUGAACACUUUGAGGUUACAUUGUCUAUAGCUUAAUUUGCUGCUAGUUAUUCAGAUUGUAUGGCAUUUUUAGUAUCCUACACGCUCCUGGCAUUAUACUAAAUUGGAUUUAAUGGUCUUUUCCUUUAGUGGAGAAAUUAAAUUACAAGAAAAUGCAAUAUGUGUACUACAGACCUAGGCAUAUAUUUGUACCCAUUUCCAAUGUUACGCAAAAUGAAUAGUUAAUAAAUGUUGUAAACGGAGGUCUUGAAAGUUUUCACUUGAGUCUAGAAGUUGAAGUAUGAUAACACUCCCACAAUAGGAUUUUAUGUUAAUUAGACAAUUUAGUCUUUGACAUCUUGUCGUUAUUAAGCAUUACUUUAGGUUUUUACCAAACCUAAUGAAUACAAUGUCGCAAAGCCUCCUCCAUAAGUACAGCACAUAUCUUGCCACCUCCUUUUUCAUGGCACACUUGGUACUCUCUGUUCUUCUAUGCAUAAAUAUUACACAGAAACAAAGAUUUUUUCUCUCGUUUUGCUCACUAAAAUUUUUUAGUUAAAACAAGACAAUUCUGUAGAAAUUGAUGGUGCUAGCAUGAACAACAAUUUACAAAGGAAAAUGAGAAGUAAAGGUUGAUGGGCUUGGAGGUGAAACACUACUUUGUGUAGUUAAGCUGGGCCUUGAGCAAAGUGAAUACUAUCCAUGUGUUAGAUAUUGGAGUGGGUUUGAGUUGAUGUGACAAAAUAACCGAGACUGCUACGAGGAAAGCUUUACAAAUGAACCUAUUGAUACAAAUGACUUUGAAAAUGCAUUAAGUGUGUUGGUAAUGAUAGUUUAUCUUUGUGGUAGCCUAUGUCUUGUUUCCAAAAUCAGUAUUUAGGGAUAUGAAGUUGAUGUACGUUAGUUUCAGUCCGCAACAUUUUGAAAAUAGUGCUGCUCUGAACUACUCCAUCAACUCAAUAAUUUAAAACAAUGGAUAUAGGUUACCACGCGGAUAAAGAUGAACCAGCAUUGUACCCAUCAAGCUGGUAAUCAAAUUAAUCCUUACUUUGCAAUGUGAUCUGGACUGCUGCAAGGUCCCAAUGAAAUUUGAUAAUUGAAAUGUGUCACUGUUUAAAUAGCUAGAGCUGCAACUGAAGCUUACAUGUAUGUAAUGAGGAUAUAGUUUAAAGGAACUGCUGCUUUGUAGCUACCGGAUGUGUAGAGGCCAGUGGUAGUCAUUUAUUUAUACUAGAAAUGUACUGGUUUUGGCUGAAUCUGUGGCAAAAAAAUUUAUUAAAUGAUUUGCAAUGGAAGAGACUUGAUCACAAUCAAAA